Messenger RNA from Euleptes europaea (tarantolino), 3523 nucleotides. RefSeq names its product adaptor related protein complex 3 subunit beta 1 (gene AP3B1). The transcript is spliced from 27 exons. Gene Ontology annotation, biological process: vesicle-mediated transport; intracellular protein transport; anterograde synaptic vesicle transport. The coding region runs from base 1 to 3255 and encodes 1084 amino acids. NCBI's taxonomy places the organism in Eukaryota, Metazoa, Chordata, Lepidosauria, Squamata, Sphaerodactylidae. Gene Ontology annotation, cellular component: clathrin adaptor complex; AP-3 adaptor complex; membrane coat. The record is from RefSeq and is a predicted model, not a curated record.
AUGUCGACCAACAACGUCGGUUACAACGAGCAGGUCGGGGACGCUCAGCCUGAGGUAGGCCAGGAGGCAGCGCCCACCACAGCCCCCUCCACCCCGGCGGGAUUCGGUCUCUUCAGCAGCGACACCAAAAAAAAUGAAGAUCUGAAACAAAUGUUGGAAAGCAGCAAAGAUUCUGCUAAGCUGGAUGCUAUGAAGAGGAUAGUUGGGAUGAUUGCCAGAGGGAAAAAUGCAUCUGAAUUGUUUCCAGCUGUAGUGAAGAAUGUAGCAAGCAAAAAUAUUGAGAUUAAAAAACUGGUGUAUGUUUAUCUGAUGCGCUAUGCAGAGGAGCAGCAGGACCUGGCACUGCUAUCAAUUAGCACCUUUCAGCGUGCUUUGAAAGAUCCUAAUCAGUUAAUCCGUGCAAGCGCUUUGAGAGUCUUAUCCAGUAUCAGAGUUCCAAUUAUUGUUCCAAUUAUGAUGCUUGCUAUCAAAGAAGCAUCAGCUGAUUUAUCUCCUUAUGUUAGAAAAAAUGCCGCCCAUGCAAUUCAAAAGCUUUACAGCCUUGAUCCUGAGCAAAAGGAAAUGUUAAUUGAAGUGAUAGAGAAGCUUCUGAAAGACAAGAGCACACUUGUAGCAGGAAGUGUUGUGAUGGCAUUUGAGGAAGUCUGCCCAGACAGAAUAGAUUUGAUUCAUAAGAACUAUCGAAAGCUGUGUAAUCUGUUGGUUGACGUAGAGGAAUGGGGACAAGUUGUCAUUAUCCAUAUGCUGACCCGAUACACACGUACACAGUUUGUGAGCCCUUGGAAAGAGGAUGGUGUUCAGGAAGAAUACAGUGAAAAGAACUUCUACGAAACUGAUGAUGAGCAUCAAGAAAGAAAUCAGAAAGUGAACAAGUCCUAUUCUAUGGACCCGGACCACAGAUUACUGCUUAGAAAUACAAAGCCUUUACUGCAAAGCCGGAAUGCUGCUGUGGUGAUGGCAGUUGCUCAACUUUAUUGGCAUGUGGCACCCAUAUCUGAGGCUGGUGUUGUUGCUAAAUCAUUAGUACGCUUACUUCGCAGUAACAGGGAGGUGCAGUAUAUUGUUCUCCAGAAUAUAGCAACAAUGUCAAUCCAGCGCAAGGGCAUGUUUGAACCUUACUUGAAGAGUUUCUAUGUUAGGUCAACUGAUCCAACUAUGAUCAAGACAUUAAAGCUCGAAAUCUUGACCAGCUUGGCAAAUGAAGCCAACAUAUCUACUCUUCUCAGAGAAUUUCAGACCUAUGUGAAGAGCCAAGAUAAACAGUUUGCUGCAGCUACAAUCCAGGCAAUAGGCAGAUGUGCAACCAACAUCUCAGAAGUGACUGACACAUGCCUUAACGGCCUGGUGUGUUUGCUGUCUAACAGAGAUGAAAUAGUAGUUGCUGAAAGCGUCGUUGUCAUUAAGAAACUGCUGCAGACUCAGCCAGCACACCAUGGUGAAAUUAUUAAACGCAUGGCCAAACUCUUGGAUAGUAUUACUGUUCCCGUGGCGAGGUCCAGCAUCCUCUGGCUUACUGGAGAAUAUUGUGAACGAGUCCCAAAAAUAGCCCCUGAUGUUCUAAGAAAAAUGGCCAAGAGCUUCACUGCUGAAGAUGAUCUUGUAAAACUGCAAAUUUUAAAUCUUGGAGCAAAAUUGUAUUUAACCAAUUCAAAACAGACAAAAUUGCUUACCCAGUACAUAUUAAAUCUCGGCAAGUAUGAUCAAAGCUACGACAUCAGAGACCGUACAAGAUUUAUUAGGCAGCUUAUUGUUCCAAACGAGAAGAGUGGAGCUUUAAGCAAAUAUGCCAAAAAAAUAUUUCUGGCACAGAAGCCUGCCCCAGUGCUUGAGUCGCCUUUUAAAGAUAGGGAGCACUUCCAGCUUGGUACUUUAUCUCAUACUCUGAACAUGAAAGCCAAUGGCUAUCUGGAGUUGUCUAAUUGGCCAGAGAUUGCACCUGACCCUUCCGUAAGAAAUGUAGAAGUAAUUGAGUCGGCAAAAGAGUGGACUUCAAUAUUAGGGAAGGCAAAGAAAGAAAAACCUGUUGAAAAGUUCUACUCUGGGUCAGAAGACGAAAGUGAUGACUCUUCAAGCAGUAGUGAUAGUGCAAGUGAAUCUGAUAGUGAGCAAGAAAAAAAGGAAGGAGGAGAAAGCAGCAGUGCUGACAGCAGUGUGAGUUCUUCUAGCGAAGAUGAAAGCAAGAGGCAAUCCAAGUCCAGAAGAGACUCUGGAGACACAGAAGAAAACAAAAUGAAGUCUAAAAAAGUACUAAGUUCUUCAAACUCAGAAUAUAGCUCACCUGAGGAAAGUUCUUCAGACUCCAGCUCAGAAACAGAUUCCGAAAGCGGUUCUGAAUUAAAAAAAUCGGUAAGUGCUUGUCUUCCUUCUAAGAAGGAAGACAAAAAUCUGCAGGAGAAGAGAGCUCCGGCCAAAGAAGUGUCACUGCUAGACUUGGAUGACUUUAAUCCUGUGUCGGCUCCCGAAACCGUUCCCAGUGUGACUCUUCUCUGUCCUACUUCAGCGGCUGAUCUAGAAGGCUUAAGUUUGUCAAGUACUUCAGUCAUUGACGUCAGUACUCCAGUUUUUGUGCCGAUGAAAACUCAUGAACUGCUACACCGAAUGAGUGGGAAAGGAUUAGCAGCUUAUUAUCACUUUUCAAGGCAGCCAUGCAUUUAUGGUGAUAAAAUGGUAUCUGUCCAAGUAACAUUAUCUAACACCACGGAACAGAAAAUAGAGAAUAUCCAUGUAGGUGAUAAAAAGCUGCCUAGCGGCAUGAGGAUGCACAUGUUUAACUCAAUAGAAUCUCUUGAAUCUGGGGAAUCUGUUACAACCUCAAUGGGUAUUGACUUCUGUGACUCUACUCAAGCUGCCAAUUUCCAGUUGUGUACAAAGGAUGAUCAGUUCAAUGUUAAUAUCCAGCCCCCUAUUGGAGAGUUACUUUUACCAGUCACUAUGUCAGAAAAAGACUUUGAAAGAGAAAAAGGAAGGCUGACUGGCAUGAAUGAAACAUCUACCACGGUGACUGUUGCACCACAGAACUCCACACGUCUUAUAAUAUUGCAAAAGGUGGUAAACAUAGCAAACCUUGGUGUUGUUCCUUCUGGUGACGAUAACAUACACAGGUUUGCAGCGAAAACUGUGCAUAGUGGGUCACUGAUGCUAUUCACAGUGGAGCUGAAGGAAGGGUCUACAGCACGGCUCAUCAUAAACACUGAGAAAACUGUGAUUGGUUCUAUUCUGCUGCGGGAGCUGAAGCCUGUCCUGUCCCAGGGGUAACCUGCUUACAUCUGGACUUCAGAAUCUGGCACACAACAAAAGUGCUUGGCAUCCACUACUGCUGCCUUUCAUUUAUAAUAAUAGCCUUUCCAUCUGGCAGUGGGGGGAAGAAUACACUCUUGACAUUCUUGUCUCCUGUUUUAGAAUGCUUUAGUGUGUAUCUAUUACACAAGCAAGUACUUUGCAUCUUUCCCCCCCUGCUUUCUAACCAAAGAACAUAUAUUUUACUGUCAGCUAAAUUCUUUAAUGUUAUAUACAAGGGUGUUUU